AUGGGUGUUAGCACGGAAAAGUCGUUGCGUCGCUGGCGGAGUUGGCUGACGAAGAACAUGCUGCUGCUGAUGACGCUGGCCGGGAUAGUCGGAGGAGUGAUAGUCGGAGGAGUGCUCCGCUCGGCCGAACCGUCUCCGGAAGUCAUCCGAUACGUCGGAUUCCCCGGCGAGCUCUUCAUGAACAUGCUCAAAGCGAUGGUCCUUCCGCUGAUCGCGGCCAGUAUCGUCUCAGGUAAGAAUUGCAUUAAAACUAUCAAGAAGUACCCAAUCCUCACACGUUCAGGCCUCUCCCAACUGGACGGCAAAACGUCGGGGCGUCUGGGCUCUCGGGCGGUGAUGUACUACGUGCUGACGACGACGCACGCAGUCAUCCUCGGAAUCAUCGUCGUCUCGAUCAUUCAUCCCGGAGAUCCGGCCAUCAAACAGGGAAUGGGACUCGAGGAGGGCGCGGCUGCCGACGUCUCCGCCGCCCAGAAGUUCCUCGACCUCUUCAGGUUCGUUUCCAGACCCCUGUUGGUGAUAAUCCUAUCGUUUUGUUCCAGAAAUGCAUUCCCGGAGAACAUAAUGCGAGCGACGUUCUCCCAAGUGCAAACCGCCUACGUGAACCAGACGACCAAGCACGGAGCAGUUCUAAAAGUACCAAAAACGGAGUAUGUCAACGGGAUGAACGUGUUGGGUAUGAAAGUACAGUAACCCCCGAUUCAAUCCAAAUGUGCUCCAGGCAUAAUAGUGUUCUGCAUCGUGAUGGGUCUCGUCAUCUCGCGACUCGGCGAGGAAGCGAAGCCCCUUGCGAAUCUGUUCCACGCGCUCGACCUAGUCAUCACCCGGAUGGUGAUGAUCAUCAUGUGGCUCGGCCCGAUCGGCAUCCCGUCGCUCAUUGCCCAGAAGAUGCUGGAGGUGUCUGACCUGGCGGAGACGGCCCGCAUGCUCGGCCUCUUCAUGUUCACCGUCAUCGUGGGCCUCGCCAUCCAGGCCUUCGUCACUCUCCCACUGAUCUUCUUCCUCGGCACCCGUCACAACCCGUACCGUUUCUUGCGCGGCCUCGGACAGGCGGUGCUGACGGCCCUCGGCACUUCCUCGAGUGCCGCCAGUCUGCCGGUCACCUUCCGUUGCCUCAACAAACUCGGCGUCGAUCCGAGAGUGACCAAGUUCGUGUUGCCCGUCGGCGCGAUGGUCAACAUGGACGGGACGGCGCUCUACGAAGCGACCGCCUCCAUCUUCAUCGCCCAAAUGAACGGCCUGGACCUGUCGGUCGGACAGAUCGUCACCGUCUCCAUCACUGCCACGUUGGCCUCCAUCGGCGCCGCCUCGAUUCCUUCCGCCGGACUCGUCACCAUGCUCAUCGUGCUCACCGCACUCGGACUCCCCGCCACCGACAUUUCGCUCAUUAUCGCCGUCGACUGGUUCCUGUGAGUUGAUCGAAAACCUUUAUCUUUAAAGAGAAUCGCGAAAAGUGACCGACCUUGUUCCGUCGAAAUUUUCAUUUCCGUUUUGGUGGUCAAGAGGCUGAAGGUCAAUUUGAUCAGAAGACCUUCAAUUUUAGAGUCCUCCUCCACUUUUUUCAUCAAAAGUUGGCCGUGUUCAGAGACCGCCUGCGCACGAGCGUCAACGUGAUCGGCGACGCGUUGGGAUGCGGAUUUGUGCACUACAUUUGUGCGGAUCAUCUGAAUGCCGACGUGGCGGAGGCGGAAAAGAACCAGCAACACGUGGAGGCUCAUGCAAGUGAACUUUUGCAAGGACUACGAAUAGUUAUUUCAUUUCCAGGGCGUCAAUUUUGACGAGCUCGAAAAAGAGUGCGCACAGGAGAACAACAACGACGGAAGAGGUGUGGAGCACGUGUGA
Molecule: messenger RNA, 1842 nt
Organism: Caenorhabditis sp. 36 PRJEB53466
Lineage: Eukaryota; Metazoa; Nematoda; Chromadorea; Rhabditida; Rhabditidae
Source: the annotation of a GenBank genome assembly